AUGGCUUCUGAAACUUCCAAAUGGCAACGUCCACCCACCGGUUGUGUUUUGUUUAAAGAUGGAAUAUAACCAAUGGAUAUAAGAUAAGGAUAUAUAGGAGAUUGUUAUUUUAUGAGUGCAAUUUCAGUUGUUGGAGAAUCAAGAAUUCAAGAUAUUUUUAUGUGGAAAAAUCCCGAAUUCAACAAGUAAGCAAUGGAAAACUGCGGAGCAUAUAUAGUUAAAUUUUAUAUAAAUCAACAAAUAGUGUAUAUUAUUGUUGAUGAUAUUUUACCUUAUGGAAGAAAUGGAAAACUUUUACUCGGACAAUCAGAAGACGAAAAAGAAUUGUGGCCUGCUAUUUUGGAAAAAGCGUAUGCUAAAUUAUAUGGAAAUUACGAAAAAAUAGAAGGAGGAAAAGUAAGUUAUGUACUCUAAGAAUUAACUGGAGGGCUUCCUGAUGAAAUUGUACUUGAGUAAUUCUAAGAUAAUAUAGAAACUUUUUGGUAAAGUCUAGUCGAUUAUAAAAAAUUAGGAUAUAUAAUGGGAUGUGGUAGUCCUGCACAUGAAUAAGGUGAUAAAGCCUAAAGCUACGAAGGAAUAGUAUUCGGUCAUGCUUAUUGUAUAAUUGAUGUUCGUGAUUUAGAUGGCAACAAGCUUUUAUGUAUCAGAAAUCCACAUGGAAACGGCGGUGCUGAAUGGACAGGUGAUUGGGGCGAUAAUUCUUAAAAAUGGAAUUCUCGUUUAAAAAAACUUGUCAAUGAUUAAUUUAAAGAAGACGGUAAAUUUUGGAUGAGCGUAAAUGAUUUUGUAUAUGAAUUUCGUGCACUUUAUUUAUGUAGAAUUUUCCAAGAUUCAAUAUGGAAGCAAAUAUUUAAUAUAAAAGCUGAAUGGAAAGAGGAAAAAGCUGCUGGAUUGCCAACUAAAAAAACGCCGAAAGCUUAAAUGUAAAAAAAUCCUCAUUACGGAAUUAAGGUGAAUAAAUAAUGCGAAGUUUUUAUUUCCUUGACUAUUGAAAAAUGUUAAGAUAGGCUUACUGGACUUUAUCCGAUUUAUUUUAUAGUUCAAAAAAAUGGAGGAAAAAGAGUUUCAAGAAUUUCUUCAGAAUUGCUAGUAGGAGGAUGCAAAGGACCGACUUAAUUAAAAAAUGCAACAGCUUCGGUCUUCUUAAAAGAAUUUUCAUAUCCAUAUACUUUUAGUUUAAUGUGCGCUACAAUGGAAGUUGGAGGGGAGUCAGGAUUUUCACUUUAAAUUUAUUGUACAGAUAAAACUGCGGUAGUUAUUGAUGAUUCGGAAUUCGAUGUGAAAUGA
Ichthyophthirius multifiliis is the source of this 1287-nucleotide messenger RNA. RefSeq lists its product as hypothetical. The record is from RefSeq and is a predicted model, not a curated record. NCBI's taxonomy places the organism in Eukaryota, Ciliophora, Oligohymenophorea, Hymenostomatida. The transcript is spliced from 2 exons. Gene Ontology annotation, biological process: proteolysis. Gene Ontology annotation, cellular component: cytoplasm. Gene Ontology annotation, molecular function: calcium-dependent cysteine-type endopeptidase activity.